AGCUAUCCGGCGCACGAGGUCGUCGGCCUGCCGGCGCUGUCGCCGACGAUGGAAAUGGGCACCAUCGCGGCCUGGAAGGUCGACGAGGGCGGCGCCUUCGGCGCCGGCGACGUCAUCGCGGAGAUCGAGACGGAUAAGGCGACGGUGGACUUCGAGGCGCAGGACGACGGCGUGCUCGCCAAGAUCCUCGUGCAGGCGGGCACGGAGGUCGCCGUCGGCGCGCCGGUCAUGGUCGUCGUCGAG
This is a messenger RNA of Aureococcus anophagefferens, 243 nucleotides long. RefSeq lists its product as hypothetical. Gene Ontology annotation, biological process: pyruvate decarboxylation to acetyl-CoA. Gene Ontology annotation, cellular component: pyruvate dehydrogenase complex. The record is from RefSeq and is a predicted model, not a curated record. The transcript has a single exon. The annotation marks the transcript as partial. NCBI's taxonomy places the organism in Eukaryota, Pelagophyceae, Pelagomonadales, Pelagomonadaceae. Gene Ontology annotation, molecular function: dihydrolipoyllysine-residue acetyltransferase activity.